AUGUAUUCUUCCUUACUACCAUCACCACCUUUCAAUAAGUUUACGGUUUUUAUCCCUUAUGGUUUAUUAUCAGUAGCGUUAAUAACGUUAGCACAGGAAGAUAGUAUAGGGAAUGCAAAAAGUUGUAUAGUAGAUCACUUGCCAGUUGCGGAAGCGAAUAAGCAAGUAACGAUAGGAUAUGUUCGACUUUUUAGCACAAAUCAACCAAAGUCAACUCCAGAAAUUCCAAUUCCAAAAAUUCAAUGGAAUAAUUAUGAUUAUAUAAAUGUUAUUGGAGAUUCGUAUGAUAUUUUCCGUCCAAAAGAAAAGAAUAAAUUAAACCCCAUAAAUGAUUUGAUUCUUCUUUCAAUAAGAAAUUAUGACGUUGGUAAAUGGCCGAAAGGGCUGCAAGAGCAGCAGGAAUAUCAAAGAAUUAUUAGCGAUGCAAUUAAAAUUAUAAACGAAUAUCAAUUAAAUGGUAUAGACAUUGAAUAUCCAGGAAUGAGAGGAAGUUUAUGUAAAAGGCCUGAUGGUUUGAUAUGGGAUAAAAUAAAUGAUGACAACUUCAUUAAUUUUUUAAAAAACCUUCGAGAGGCAUUGAAUGGAAUGGAAGGUCCAAAAAUACUAAUGUUAACAGUUGGUAGAGAUUUUAUAUCAAAAUUUAAAACGCCAGACGAUAACAACUAUAGAUCAUAUCCAAACUCUCCAUUAGAUGAAUACCAAGCUGCAUAUUUAGCAUGGAUUGGCGCUGGAAUCAAUAGUAACAAAAUAAUUAUGAGUGUAGAUUUUGGGAAUACCGUCCAAAUGGUACCUAACGUAGCUAUUAAACAAAGUCAAUAUGUUGAUUUUCCCAAAUCUGUUUCUACCUAUGAUUUUAACAAGCUAAAUGAUCAAAUCCAAUCAAUCAUAGAUUUUUGUUUUAAAAUUAAUUCAAUUUUAUAUUCAUGGCCAUGGAAAUAUCUUUCAAAUACCGUACUAAAUUCAUCAGAUAGAUUUUGUACUACUAUUAAUCCUAAUUGGACACGUAAAUUCGAAUCAACAGAUAAUUCUGGUACUCCAUGGCUAUAUAGCGUUCCUGAUCCAAACGUUCCUUUUAAUCAUUUAUAUGUAUCAUCACUCGGAGGAAUAUCAAUAUCUGACGUUAGUUAUGAUGAUAAUUAUAAUAAUUUAUUAAAUUUUAUGCAACCAAUACGUGGGAUACCGGUUCCAAUAGAUGGAGGUUCAUCUAAAGGCUCGCCAUCGAAUAAAUCAGGUAAUGAAAAUUCUAAUGAUCAAAAUAAGAAAAAUAAAGGCGGAAUUAUCGCUGGAUCAAUUAUUGGAGCUGGUAUUAAUCCAGAAUCAUCAUCAAAUCGAGUUGUUUCCGCUAUACAAAAUGAACGGCGGACCAUCGAUCAUCUAACGAUCGAAUGA
Messenger RNA from Funneliformis caledonium, 1389 nucleotides. NCBI's taxonomy places the organism in Eukaryota, Fungi, Glomeromycota, Glomeromycetes, Glomerales, Glomeraceae. The record is from the annotation of a GenBank genome assembly.